AUUUUAUUUAAAUAACAGACACAAUUUAAAAUGUCUACAUCCCCUAAAGGUGCUUAACGUUAUGAUAAUUCUCCAUAUGUAACUAAAAAAUAAUAACUACCACAAUAUCCAAUCCCUUAAUAAUACUAAUAAUCAACUUAAUAAUUCAAUUAACCAGAUUAUUAUGAUGAUAGGUAUAGAGAAUUUGAAGAAAGAGAAGAAUAAUACAAUUAUCAAAUCUAAAAAAUGAAUGAUUAUAUUCAAGUAAAUACAAUUUAUUAAUGUAGCAAUUAUAACAUGAUUUGGACGUUUCUGAACAUGCUAAAUAAGGAUUUGAAUCAGAUUAUCAAAAGGCUUCUUAUGAAUUAUCUCUCUAUAAAGAUCAAUUAAAAAAAUUAUAUACCAUUUAUCAAUAGUAAACUGCUUAAUUUGAAACAAUUAAAAAGAAAACAUAGGAUUCUAAUCUUAAUGUUGAAAAAGCAUAUGAAAAAUAAUUUGAAAUAAAAAAUGAUGUUUAAAAUCUAAUUUUAGACAGAGAUCUAUUGUUAAAUAAAUUAGAAUUAGGUGAUAAACAAUAUAAUUUUGAUGUUCAAAGUUUGACUCAAUAACUUAAUGAUAAGAAUGCUGAAAUUUAAGAUUAGAGGAAAAGAAUUAAUGAAUUAACAGAAUUAAAAAGAAAAGCUGAUGAAGAGAUAGCAUCUUUGAGAUUUACACUAGAUCAUUAAACUGCUAGAUUAGAAGCUGAAUUAAGAGAAAAAGUACUAAAAUUAGAAGCACUUGAUAAAUAGUUUGCUGAAGCACUUUAUCUUAAAGAUAAUGAAUUAGUAGAUGCUUUCGAUAAAAUUAGAAUACUAGAACAUGAAGUAAGAAGAAUAUUAGAUCUUAACAGAAGUUAUGCUUAAGAGUUAAGCAUGUUAGCAAGAGACAAUAGAUUUAAAUAGGAAGAAAUAACUAAAGUUAGAGAAGAUGCAGUAAAUUUUAUAUAAUAUUUUAAGAAACCUGUUCAACCAUAAUAAAUAUCAGUUUAAUCAAGUGGUAUGGAACCUAGAAUGCCACCAGCUUGGGCUGAGAAAUUUCAUAUUAAAAUUGAUGCUUGUUUAGAUUUAUUUGAAAGAAAUCAUGCUAAAUCUUUAAAAUAACUUUGUAUUAAUCUUUGGAAAGCAAAAAUGGAAUUGAAAGCAAGAAAUAAAUAGAAUAAAACUAUGGUUGAAGAAAAUUCAAAUCUUGGUAAAAGUGUAGCUGUAGGUGGAGGAUCUGAUAUGAGAGUUACUACAUAUUUUAUUGAUUCUUUUGUAGCUGCAAUUACUUUUGCAAGGGAUGCAAUUUCAAAUGUAGUUUUUGAUGUUUUUGUUAAAAGUGUUAACAAAGCAAAUAAUAAAAAACUUAAUUCUUUUGUUCUUUUCUUUGAAUCUCUAAAAGAAAUGUAACAAAAAUCUAGUAAAGGAUUGUGGUUGGCCUUAGAAACUUAUGCAAAAUUAAGAAAAGCUUUACGUCAUUCUGUUCCAAUCCUUAUCGAUGCAAAAGUUUAAAGUGGAUUGCUUUAAAAAGUUGAAUUAGCUAUGGGUAAAUUAUUGAAACAUGAUAUGGAUUUCAGAAAUAAUAUAAAUAAAUGGUUAGAGGGAACUCUAGCUUUUACGGUUUAAAAGAAAGAAGCAGAGGCUUAUGAUAAAAAUAGAGAUUAUUUAUUCUUGUUUAGAUUAUUAACCGUUAAAUAUCGAAUCAAAUUCCCACUCUAAGGAAAGACAUUUGAAGUAGAUGUAGAUAUUGAAACAACUCUAGAACAUAAAAUUUGUUAUGCCUUGAGAAAAGUGGUUAAAUAAUAAUGAUUAUUAAAUUUA
Messenger RNA from Paramecium sonneborni, 1817 nucleotides. NCBI's taxonomy places the organism in Eukaryota, Ciliophora, Oligohymenophorea, Peniculida, Parameciidae. The record is from the annotation of a GenBank genome assembly.